AUGUUGGAGAUGAUAGACAGGACGGGUGUAGGGCUGCUAAUGCAGUUCGAUCCGACUGCUCUUUGUGUUGUGAUCAAGGGAUGCGUCAAGGGAGGAGCAGCCGAUCGCGACGGGAGGAUAGAGGCGAGCGAUGUGAUCGUUGCCGUGGACGGGGUGGAGGCGCGGGACAAGAGCAUCGAGCAAGUGCGCGAGAUGAUCAUCGGACCCCAGGGCUCCUCCGUGACGCUCAAACUCAAGAAGGCGCAGGGAGAGACGCUGGAGAGCGUGCUGGUGCGAGGAACGCCGGAGUACCUCGACUCCCUGGGAGGUCGAGCAAACCAGACGGUCGGGGAGGUCUCAGCGUCUACUGCACGGGAGGGCGAGCAG
Molecule: messenger RNA, 366 nt
Organism: Guillardia theta CCMP2712
Lineage: Eukaryota; Cryptophyceae; Pyrenomonadales; Geminigeraceae
Exons: 4
Molecular function (GO): protein binding; endopeptidase activity
Source: RefSeq, a predicted model, not a curated record